AUGCCAAUAGUACGGGAAGAAACCCAGCAACAGGCAUCGGUCAAUGUCGAGAAAAUGGCAUCGUCUUUACCGCCAAUGCUUGCAAGCAAAGCGCCUCAAGUCACAAUUAUGCAUCCACAGGGAGAAUCAGGGAAGGGUGAAGAAAUAAGAGGGUUAGUGGCUACGAUGCGCAUGCCGCAAGCCACCCUUCCCAAGUUUAAAGGACAAGGGCGGGCGGAGUUUUGGACCUUUAUGCAUGCCUUCCGUCGAUACAUGACAAGUGCGGCUGUGCCAGAGAAGUGCAAGUACCAACUGCUCAUGGAUGCUUGUGAAGGAGAAGAGUUACAUCAAGCAAUCAUGGGAUGCGACUAUCUAGAGCCAGACAAAGCCUUCAACAAGGCAAUCAAGAUCCUGGAGGCAAGGUUUGGAGAUAAGUAUGCAUAUGCGGACCAGCUGGUGAAAAGGCUCAUAGACGCUCGCUCAGUGGGGGCGUUCGACGGCGAAGGGCUGCAAAAACUGGCAUCUCAGUUAUGGGGUACAGUAAGCCAUCUGGAGAAUCUGAACUUGAUGUCUGAACUUAAAUCAAGGCAGACCUUCAGAACGCUGGUGAUUAAGUUUCCCCCCAAAUUGAGGGAACGUUGUGUGGAUGAUGUACGGAAUUAUUAG
Molecule: messenger RNA, 645 nt
Organism: Homarus americanus (American lobster)
Lineage: Eukaryota; Metazoa; Arthropoda; Malacostraca; Decapoda; Nephropidae
Exons: 1
Coding region: 1-645 (214 amino acids)
Source: RefSeq, a predicted model, not a curated record